Molecule: messenger RNA, 1419 nt
Organism: Lycium barbarum (goji berry)
Lineage: Eukaryota; Viridiplantae; Streptophyta; Magnoliopsida; Solanales; Solanaceae
Product: protein SEH1
Exons: 8
Coding region: 90-1067 (325 amino acids)
Biological process (GO): positive regulation of TORC1 signaling; cellular response to amino acid starvation
Cellular component (GO): Seh1-associated complex; nuclear pore outer ring
Molecular function (GO): structural molecule activity; protein binding
Source: RefSeq, a predicted model, not a curated record
AAAAAGUAAAACAAGUUAGCGUGGAGCGCGAAAACCCUAGAAGAGAAAAAGGGUUUUAGAAGCAGCAGAUUUUGGGUAAUAAGCAAAGAAUGGAUAAAGCCAUUAUAGAUCUGGAGGAAGGUACAACAUGUACUGCAUGGAAUUAUUCGGGUCACAGAUUAGCUUCCGGGUCAACUGAUGGCACUUUAUCCCUCUUUGAUUCUACUGACCCUGCUUCUUCUCUUUUCAAUUGCUCUUCUAAAUUCAAGGUGCAUGAAUCUGGCAUUGUAAAAAUUGUUUGGGCUCCGCCAGAAUAUGGAGAUGCAGUUGCAUGCAUUUGUGCUGAUGGAAGUUUGUUGUUGUGGGAGGAGGUAGUUGAAGAUUCAGAGCUGCUUAAUUGGAAGCUGUGCAAAUGCUUUGACAAAAUUUCAUCCCAUGUUCUGGAUGUUCAGUUUGGAAUCUCCCGUACAAGUCUGAAAUUGGUUGCUGCGUAUUCAGAUGGCCAAGUCAAAGUGUUUGAGCUCCUAGAUCCAUUUGAAUUGAAGAAUUGGCAGCUGCAGGCUGAAUUUCAGAAUGUCAUUGAAUCUGUAUCUAAAUUUGGAAAUGUCUCAUGCCAAUCGGCUUCUAUUGCUUGGAAUCCCUUAAAAGGAGAAAUUCAGCAAUCAAGCUUUGUUUUGGGUUUUAAUUCCGAUAAGCCACAACUGAACUCCUCCAAGGUUUGGGAGUUCGAUCAGGAUCAUCAGAGAUGGCUUCCUGUUGCAGAAUUAGCUUUACCUACAGAUAAAGGUGAUCCAGUCUCUGCUGUUGCAUGGGCACCAAAUAUUGGAAGGCCGUACGAGUUAAUAGCAGUUGCUACUACCAAGGAAAUUGCAUUAUGGCAUGUUGGAUCAAAUCCUGACCCAGAUGGAAGGCUCUCGGUAGAGAAGGUUGCAGUGCUCUCUACUCAUGACAGCGAGGUAUGGCAGAUGGAAUGGGACAUGAGCGGGAUGACACUUGCUACUACCGGGAGCGAUGGUGUAGUUCGCUUGUGGCAGUGCAACUUGAACGGGGUUUGGCAUGAACAAGCAGUAUUAGAGCCAACUAGCUAGGCUGCUUAUGUGUAAUUUUCGCAUUCAAGCUUCUACAAGUUUGGAAGAACGCAAUGAAACAGAAGAUUCUGAUGGUUAUCUACGUUACCUAUUUGUCAUCAUGCAUAUCAUUUUGUAAAGCUAAGUGAGUCCGGCUUUGACUGUUUCUGUGGGUGGAUAGCAUUGGAUUUAACUCUUUCAUUGUAAGUGGUUCUUAUAAAGAGAUUGUGGCAAGUGGGAAUAUGGAAACUUCCAAUAUGAUUGUGUCAUCUGACAUAAUGAAACUUGUUUGAGCCCAUUGUUUUAGUAUGUAUGGAGUAUUGGGGAUACAGAUUUUUGGUUUAAUAUGAUUAUCCAUCUCCUAUUUGAGUUG